Messenger RNA from Phodopus roborovskii (desert hamster), 2092 nucleotides. Its product is annotated as (E2-independent) E3 ubiquitin-conjugating enzyme FATS. The transcript is spliced from 8 exons. The record is from RefSeq and is a predicted model, not a curated record. Lineage: Eukaryota; Metazoa; Chordata; Mammalia; Rodentia; Cricetidae. Gene Ontology annotation, cellular component: centriole; cytosol; centrosome. The coding region runs from base 92 to 1900 and encodes 602 amino acids. Gene Ontology annotation, biological process: regulation of centriole replication.
CUGAGAGUAGCAACAGAUAUAAACUAUAGCCACGUUCUUUGAUUUGGCAAAGCAUGUCUUGGUUGUUAGAUGGUCUUUGAAAUGAAGUAAGAUGGCUUUGAAACAUCAGUGGGAUAUGAUCAAACUGUAUAGGGAAGGAUUACUGGACACGCGCUAUAGUACAAAUGAUCAAUUCGCCCUUAAAAAUCUCCAGUCUGAUGUUACAGAGAGGAAGUCGGACUUCGCCAAGGAUAUGUUGGCAUCACAAAACACAAAAAUGAUAUCACCCAUCAUCAUUUCCCAUCAGAAGAAGUCAAUGGAAAAUGGAGCCGUGUUGCCCCUGUCACAAGCAGUCAUUUGGCCUCAGCUGGGUCGCACAAAGCCAACUUCAGCCAGGCACGGUGGAGUAAACAUGCACAGGCCAUUUGCUACAGACAGAGUGGGAAUUCUGACUCCACCGGAGGAGCUAGGAUUGGAGACAGAACCGCUAUCCACAGGGGACAACCUAGGCAGAGGCCGUCACAGAGGGUUCUCAUCUAUCACCAUUACUGCCCGACGUGUGGGCCCUCCAGCCAACUCCUUGGUAUGGGACACUGUUAGGGACUCACUGUGUCCCAACUGCAGGGCUAAGAAUGCUCUUCUCCAAGGACCCCCAGCUCUGGCCAGGGAAACCCAUCUGUGUCAGCACAAUGAGUCCUUCACCUGUACAGAGUUCCCUAGCAAUGGCUCCAUAGAGGGGCUGAAGGUUCCCCGGGCUCAUACAAGGCUGUGUACAAGGCAGGAGUACUGGAUCACCCACAUGGAUGACAAAGAGGACAGUUUUUCUUCAGACAAUUCACCAUCGGGAAAAGUCCCAUUGGUGUUCAGUUCCUGUGUCCACCUCCAGGUGUCUCAGCAGUGUCCCAAAACCAUUUACUAUUUGGACAAGUCUCUUUCUGUCCCCCUUGAGCAACCUCAAAUUGCUAGCCCCAAAAUGCACAGGUCUGUCCUGUCGCUCAGCCUCCGCUGUAGUUCCCACAGGUUAACAGCAGAUGGCGUAGAUAGCACAGCUAAUGAUGAGCCAAUCAGCAGAGCCCUGCCACAAGAGCUCUUGGAGGGAAAGCAGGACCUCUUAAAUCCACAAUGGGGCCAAGCACAGGAAGGUCACUGGAAGGAGAGCCCAGCAUUGGUGCCGAUACAUAUGGGGAGUGGCAAGGCUCUGGCAGGCUCCCCUCCCCUGGAAAAUGUCAAAUGUGCAGAUGUGGGAAGGAACCAGGUCCCAGUAAGAAAGGAGAAAGAAGACUGUGCAACAUGUCCCACUAGCAGCCAUGCCGACCAACUCUCCAUCCAUAUUCCUGGCUGGAGUUACAGGGCAGAUUACACAUGCUGUGACUUGGUUGUAAAACUAAAGGAAUUUGAGAAGCACAAGGACCUCAUUGCCACACCCGAGCCUUCACCAGCAAUGCCCUCUCCAACACCCGCAGAGGGACCACAGAGCUCUGACCCAUUGGAAGAUAGUUCUGAGCCUCCGCAUCUGCUGGCAAGCUCCAUGACCUUGCAGGAAGCACUGGAAGUCCGUAGACCUCAGUUCAUUUCUCGCUCACAAGAACGGCUGAAAAAGCUUAAGCACAUGGUACAGCAAAGGAAAGCCCAGCAAAAGGAAAACCUGGGACAGAAGCAGAGCCUACUUCCUGUCCGUGCCCACAAGAAGCAGUUCACCGUCCCUCAUCCUCUUAGUGAUAACUUGUUCAAACCCAAAGAAAGAUGCAUUUCAGAGAAGGAGAUGCAUAUGAGAUCUAAAAGAAUCUAUAAUAACUUGCCGGAAGUUAAAAAAAAAAAAGAAGAGCAAAAGAAAAGAGUGAUCUUACAGAGUAACAGACUCCGAGCAGAAGUCUUCAAAAAGCAAUUACUGGACCAGCUCCUUCAGAGGAAUGCAGUCUGAUUCCAGGUGGCUCUGCUAGCCACAGCCUGGACCUGGGAAGACUUCUGACACUGGAUGAACCAUUAAACUAAACACUAUCUUCGCACGUGAAAGAUACUUUACUUUUGAUUUUUUUUUUUUCACUUUCUGAAUGACCCAAACAAACAAAAGAAACAGUCCUGCAGUUAAUAGGUCAGCAGACCAUUGCCAGGA